Molecule: messenger RNA, 1753 nt
Organism: Thamnophis sirtalis
Lineage: Eukaryota; Metazoa; Chordata; Lepidosauria; Squamata; Natricidae
Source: RefSeq, a predicted model, not a curated record
GAGUGGUCACAUGCUGACCCACCAAAAAACAAAGCCCUUCAUUUGCAUAGAAGAAGGUUGCAACAAGAGCUAUUCGGACCACCGGUCGCUGCGCCGGCAUUACGAAAUGCACCACGGCCUGCGGCUGUUGAAGGACGAGGAAGCCUGCGAGAGCACGCCGCCUCCGCACGAUUCCCACACCCAGGCGGGACAGGGCGGUUUGAGAGCGGCAGAAAGCUUGGCCGUCCACCCGGAAUCGCCAGCGGGGCCCAAUCAUUCCCUCUUGCCCAACCGAGACCUGCUGAGGUGUAUCGUUAGCAGCUUGGUCGGCCCGAAGCUGCCGUCCGCUCCGUCCUCAUCGGCAGGGCCGAGCGAAACCGACUCCAGGGGAGCCUUCCAGCCUUCCAGCUCUACAGUCUACGGUCAGAUUUCCUGUGCGCCCACCUGCAGCGCUACUGCGGUCAGGGAAACCCCCGGCGAGCAAGCCAUGAAGGACAUGUACCCUUGCCGAAAGACCUUGCCGUCUUCCAGCAUGUACACGAUCAUCAACACGGGGAAUUUAUCCAUCCUCGGGCCGUCGGAGAGCCACGCAAAUUUGCCAGACCGCCCUUCCCUUGCGGAACGCGACUUCCCUAUAGAAGCCGGUGCUUUGGAGUAUUGGUCCAACAGCGGUAUGCCUCGUUUCCCCUUAUUCAGGGGGCAGAAGUUUCCCACCCCUACCCAACAGCCAAGCAGCAGCGUCCAGUGGGCCAGAAACACGCCCCCCGUUGGUGCCAAAGCCAAAGGACAUGGCCUUUACGUCGCUCAACUGUCUUCUGCCGGUCACGAAGCUUCCCAAGGGAUAAUGGGUCCGUCUCAUGCGUUUGACCCCGUGAGACCCACCUUUGAGUGUCCAGAUGUUUUGCCCUUCCCUCCGGCUUCUUUAAAGGCCCACGGGGAAGUUCCCGGAGAAGCCCGACUCCGAUGCUUCGAAGAGACGUUCAGCCCAGCGGCCAGACUGUCGGAUGCCCCGAAACAUAGCCUACUCCAGAAGGGCGAGGCCACGCCUCUCUUCCGGCAGCUCUUCAUGAAAUCCAAGGAGUCCUCUCUGAGCCAGGAUCAGCUCCAGGUCCAGAGCCACCUCUUCCAGAGGAUCACCAAAUCUCAGCACAUCGUGUCCCACACCAAGGUGUUGGCUCCGUCGAAGGAGGCCGAAGAGGCAGGAGCCAAAGCGGUCCCCCGUGGGUUUCAGCCGCCGGCGGAUUUGGCUCGCCCGGCCGUACCGCCGAUGGAAAACGAGGGGCCUCCUCCGACUCCGUUUCAAGCAGACUUUUCGCCUGAUCUCAAGAAAGACGGGCACCAGCCACCUCUGCCCUCUUUUCAUUCGCCGGCCCUGCCCUCGGUAACCGCCAGCGGCGCGUCCCACGCCAAGCACUCGCGGCCUUCCAAAAGGUGCCUGGAGUGUAAAGAAUUUCCCAGCCCCAAUCAGUAUGAACACACCCCAGGGAACCACACUUACGGGAAGCCCAGGGAAUUGGAAAGCGACUCUCCUCUAGCCGGGAAGAAAGAGAAGGCCAAGGCUUGCGCUAAAGACUCCGGCAGCAAAGGACAUUCUCGCAGCGGUAGACCUCGCCGGAAGGAGAAGCCCAAGUUUGACAUCGCCUCCAUGGCCUCUCCUAGCCAAGUAGCCAUGGCUUCCUUUUCCUUGCCCAGCACCUCGUUCGAGAGCGUGUCCAGAGCGAAGCCCAAGUUGACGAUUUUCAACAGAAUUCAGAGUGACGAGUACUGCUUUUAG